AAAAAGUAUCCGCAGUGGUGAGAGAGUAAAACACAAAAUAUGAGAAGAUCAAGAGUGAGGACUUAAAAAUGAAGCCUCCUAGGAAAAGAGGAGAGUCACAGCAGAGAACAGCUUAGAAGAAGAAAACUUCAAGAGUUCUUGAGAGAUGGCUUUGGAGACAUGUGGAAACUGUUUGAGUUGCCUGCUGGUGCCUCUUGCACUUUGGAGUAUUGUUGUGAAUGUCCUCCUAUACUUUCCAAAUGGGAAAGCUCUGCCUGCUGCCAGUUACCAGUUCCCCAACCAUGAGUGGUAUUUUGAAGGCAUCUGUUUCUCAGGUGUGAUGAUCCUUCUUUUGGCAGUAAUUCUGAUAACACUGGAGUGUAGUGUAUUCUAUCGGUGCUGCCAGAGUGAGAGCUGUAACAAAACCUACAGGAGUUUUAUUUCUAUUGUGCUAGCCCUGCUUGGAAUUGCUUUCUCGGGAUACAGUUGCAUCAUUUUUACCCUGCAUUUGAUUCAAGGCCCUUUCUGCAAUUCAUCAAGUGGAUGGAAUUAUAUUUUCAAAGACACUGCUGGGGGGUACCUCACAGAUUACCCUGCCUGGUCUAAGUGCACAGAACCUGCUAACAUAGUGGAGUGGAAUAUUAUUUUACUCUCGAUUUUGAUAGCACUCAGCGGACUGCAGUUGAUCAUCUGUAUUCUCAAAGUAGCCGCUGAGUUGAAACGAACACUCUGUGGGACCUAUUCUGUUUUUGUGCAGGCUGGAAUUCUCUGAAAAUGGCAAGGAAAUUGUUGCUGCUUCUCCCCCAUCCCCAAAAAAAGAGAGAAAUGGCCUCUCCGUAAUCCAUAGCGGUAGAUUUGAGUGCUACAAAGAAAAAUGUUACCCUCGUCUUAAAUCUCUAGCCAUCAAACUUCUGUGUUUUGGAUGAAGUCUAUUUGAACUAUCUGACAUCUACAUUCUUCUUCACCUGUCCUGUUGAGCCUGGCAGGAACUUACCCUCCAACUUGUGACAGUAGGGAUAUUUUACUGUAAUGGAACUGCUUUUGUAUUGAAAUUACCUUAUUGUUUUUUCUUAAUAGGAUGCUGUAGAACUGCUUUUGUACUCCCUUGUCAUUGCUUAGACCAUAUGACUGUUUGUGGUUUCAAAAGGGCCUGGUUCAAAGCCUAGUACAUCAAGAGGGGCUGUUAGUGCAGUGAGUGAAGCCAUGAUUUCUAAAUGAAUGAAUUUUAAUUACAGACAGACCAUGAUGGCAAUCAUGGAAGGAGGUGGGCAGAGCCUACCCUCGUCCUUCCACCUUAGAAGUUUGUAACUGCAAAAAGCAAUUACUGAAAAAAAGUCUAUCAAGUCUUUCUGUGGUAAAAAAGGCACCUGGGCCUGAUUGACUUAUUGGACAUGCAGGUCUGAACUCAGCUCUACUAAUUGGUACAUUUCAAUAGCUGCACUGGGUUUCUUUUCACUUUGCAUUUUGAGGAAAUUUUUUUUUCUUUCAGUCAAGUAUGAUUGGACUUGAGGGAACAUGUGAGGGAACCUUGUGAGCACCCAGCGCUAGCUUAUUAAUAUCCUUCCGAGUAUCCUGACCUUGCUACAAUGAAAGGCUAACAUUCUUGACAAUGAUGAUCCAAUGAAAAAGAAUAACUUGUUUUAAAUUAGCAGCUAAAAGGUAUUUUUACUGUCUCAGAGAAUUAUUUUUUCAUUCUCAGUGAAAAUUCAGGGAUUCACAAUGAAGUGGACAACUGGCUCAUUUGCAGUUGCAUGGCCAGCAUUUGACUGUAUUUAGCACUCAUGGUUUUGGGGGUUUUUAAAAGUUUUUUCUUCUGAGCCCUAAGAGGAAAGAGAAAUAUGUACUUCAGACUUGCAAUAAUGCAUGUAUGCCUAUUACAUCAGAACUAGUGCAACUCAGGUACAUUGUCAUCAAAUACUAAACACUGUUAGAAAUGCAAACCAUACAAUAAGUGUCAGCUUUGGGUAAAUUAUUUAGAAAAAAUUAGAAUAUAUCAGUCAUUUAGCUCUGUUUCAAGACAUUGUUGAGUUUUUGCCUUCAUAUUCCUUUGUCAGAUGGUUUUGAAUAGCUGAUUUCUUCCUGUAGGAUUUCAAGAAUGCAUCUAAAAUUUUUAUUGCUUAGUUUCUUUUAAGUUGCAAGAAGUAUAAAGUAAUUAAUAACAUCUAAAAAUAGGGCUAGUCUUUUGGGAGAUGGUUCAACCUGGCAUGGAUUGUCAGGGAUGCAUGAUACAAAGGCAUGAUGAUAAAAUGAGGACUGUGUCAUUGCACACUUGUUUUUCUUUAGACUUAAAUAUGUGACAUAUCAUUUAUCUUAAAUUAUAGUCCUGCAUUUUUAUGGAUUUGUGGAUGUUGUUUGUGAACAGAAGGAAAAGAAAGAAAAAUUAAAAAGCAACCUGUACUCCCACCAAACAUCUCAGAGAAUCUUGCUGAUUUCUUGCCUACAAAAUCUGGAUCUGUCUUUAUCAUUUUUUGUGUGAUUGUGCCUGGUGAAUUUACAUUUCCACUGUAUCACAGACAUCUCUUAAUUUUGGGGCUUAAAUUAAAUAAAGAGACAUGUAAUAUAGUUCUUGUUUGGCUUCCUGAUCCUGCAACACUUUUUACCCAUAAUUCAGAACCUAGCAUCUCCAUUACCAUAACCAGCCUCAGCUGCAACUUGGUGGUUCUGCUUUUAAAGAUGCAGUUUAUUGAUUUGAAAUUGUUAAGAAUACUAAAGGCUAACAGUGGGCUGUAUUUCCAAAUUUAACAGCCAGUUUCACACAGGCCUUUUGGAUGUAAGGCAAAGUUAAUCUUGAUCUGAUCAUUUAAGUCCUGAUUCAAACCUAAGUAUAUUGUCUUUAAAAAGUGGUGCUAUGAGCUGUCUCUGGUAGCAGAACCAAGAUUCCUGCAAAGGAUUUUAAUUAACUGUCUGGAAAUCUAGACAUAACCAACGAUCCUGAUGGUGGUGCUUCAGGCAAUGUGACUGUGCAGCUGCAGAACGGACCUCGCCCAACAACAGGGAGAAGUGGCCCUCAGGGCCAGAACAAGGCUUGCACCAUGUUGGAAUGUGGAGAAACCCCUCUUUGCGCAAGAGUUCCUGGACACAAAAUGCUGAAAUCCCCACGUAAAACACCCCAGGCACAGGAGGAAGAAAGCCGCGGAUAUGAGUUCAUGAACUCCUGGCAGAGAGGAAUUAGUGCUGAAUCUGCAGUAGGAGUUCAAGCAUUGUUUGUCCCCCACAGCCAGUGCGUUUUGCCAGAGGAUCAGGAUUCUGUGUCUGGGACAGUAAUGCCAUUCAUUUAAAAGACUGCAGGUGGAAAUCACAGUAGACAUUCAGUUUUGUAGUAAAAUACUGUGGAGCCCCACCUACACCUUUGCAUUUUAGGGUAUAUUAAUAUCCGUGUAGGUAAAAGUGACUCUGGCAAAACUACAAUUUCCUUAUUGUUCCCAUUAUGGAUAGAGGGGUUUUACACAUGGAGCAGCAGAGGAUAAAUGAGGCUGCACCAGCUCUUUAAAUGGUGUUUAACUGCAGAGGUUUACAGGCAACCAGAGCAGCAGCAUGGGCUGCAGGCAACAGACACACAUCAGCCAAAUGCAAGAACUGUGAAAUGGUGGGGGCUCAAUUCAG
Molecule: messenger RNA, 3582 nt
Organism: Zonotrichia leucophrys gambelii
Lineage: Eukaryota; Metazoa; Chordata; Aves; Passeriformes; Passerellidae
Gene: TM4SF18
Product: transmembrane 4 L six family member 18
Exons: 6
Coding region: 146-751 (201 amino acids)
Cellular component (GO): membrane
Source: RefSeq, a predicted model, not a curated record